UGCAAAAUGAAAGUAACAAUUUUACAUGAACGGGGGAGUAUUACCAAAAUGCUGGAAUGGGAUAUCCUAAUCCCGUCGUCUAAACAUGAUGGCACUUUUAUAAAAUUUUAUCGCCAAACUCAAAUUUCAUUUCCCCAAAUAAAAUUUGUUCGAGAAGACAACAAGGAACGACUGAAAAGCUUCAAUUUCUGAGAAUAAAUGCUGAAAGGAGGAGGAGAUCAAUUCAUCGAUCCUUUUGGACGUAAUCCGACACUGAAUUGACAUGGAAGAUUUUGGGGAACUUAAGUUCUAUUUGUGAGCUGCCAGCAAUAUCCAGUGUUGUAAACCAGGGCCCUACACUUGUUGAAAUUGACUUAAGCAAUCACAUGCGGGUCAAGAUAGAUUGUCUCUCCUCUAGGUAUCUGGCGCAAGAAGCGGUAGCAAACACCAUCAGCUCAAUCAAAGUUUCAAAGAAGAAUUUUACUAAUGAUGUGCUGGAGCACCAGCUUAAGUGUGGGAUAUCAAGUAAUGUGGACCAGCAUGACAUUGCUAUCGUUGGAGGAGGCAUGGUUGGAAUUGCUCUUGCUUGUGCUCUGUACUUAUGCAACAAUUUGACCAACUUGGUCGCAAUGGUCACUGGUUCAUGGCCUCAGAUAACAUCCACUGCAUUGGGCAACUUGGAGCACCUGCUAAAGGGUGGGAUAGCAAGUAACGUGGAUUAGCAUGACAUUGCUAUCGUUGGAGGAGGCAUGGUAGGAAUUGCUUUUGCUUGUGCUCUGUCAACCCCGCUCUGGGAAGGAUUGAUGGCAUCAAGAAAGGUGAACCAAGGGUCAGAGCAAUCAUUCCGGCCACUGUGUCAUUUUGCAAAGGCAUCGGAAAAGGAAAUCAAGACAAUUCUCCGAUUGAAGUUCAUCAGAUUAUUCGGAGUCUGACAUAUAUCACAAGAGAAGCAAACACCGACACCAUCAUCAUUGUCAUUAUCGCCAUCAAUAAUCCCACAUGUAGUCCUGAAGAACUAAUUGUGCAAUUCAGAUUCCAAAAUCAUGGAAGUUUGGACAACAGAGCUUCCUGCCAUUGAAGAUUUUUUUUGUUGGAAGGGCCUGCCAUUGAAGAUAGUAUCUCAUUGAUUAUCUUUCCAAAGAGUUAGAGAAGCUCAAUCAGUACUAAGAUAUUUUUGCCAUGUCUACUUCCCAUCAAUUGGUCAGAUAGUUUCGUCUAGGGAAUGAAGAUGUCCCCCAACUCAAAAGCACAUGUAGAAAUUCUGUAUGAACAGCAGUAUAAAUAAAUGGUGUCUCCCUUGAAACUCAUAAGCCCAAUGCCUCAGUCCCUCAGUUUUUGUUAUCAUUUCCUCAUUCUAACAAGAAGCGGGAGCACUAUUAAGGUUCUGAUGCCAAGUGGUGCUGUCUUAUUUACUGUGACGAAAGAAGAAGAAGAUGAUGAUUUGUCUUAUUCACCUAAAUAUUUACUUGUUGAUAGAAAAACUACUGAAUUGCCAUAUCUAAAACCCAAUUGUACUGUAAAUUUGAAGGUCUGGGAGAAACUUGUUCUCUUUGCCUAGAGAGGUAUUUAGGCACCUUUUCAGUUCUAGUCACUUUUUUUAUGCUGGUGGGAUUCUGGUGUUCUGUUGAGGUAUAAAAAGAACAGAAGAUAUUAUGGUGAAAAGUAAGCAGCUAUUUGUUGGACCAGAAGAUAUUAUGGUGUACUAAUGUACUAUGGCGCAGUGGAUAUUGGUGGUGUUGGACCAGAGGAUAUUAUGGCGCAGUGGAUAUUGGUGGUGAACUUGACCGGCACCUAGAAGUUGCAAAUGCCAAUUUUUGGCGGGAUUUUGCCUUAGAAGGCAAAAGAACAGAUGUAAUUCUUUUUCAUACCAAAAUCAGAGAUAGAUAUGGUGAAUUAUAACAAAAACAAGAAGAAGAGGGCAAAAUUGAAGAAACAGGAGGCCAAAGAAGUAAUGGGUUUGUUGUUAGAGCAUCUACAUUGGAGCCGUGGACAUUCUCGGCCUUCUGGACAUGGCGACCGUCAAAGAUCAAGGUCUCCCCAAGUUUGCAGCCACGGGCGUGCGACUCCGACUGCUACUGUCAUGGUGAAGGGUUUGCCAAAAGAGGCAACUGUAGAAUAUAUUCAUCAGAUCUUAACGCAAUGGGGUCCCCUUCGUCAUGUCCGAGUGAUGGUGAAAAAGAAAUCUAGUGUCUGCCGUGGAAUCGCAUUUAUCGAUUUUCCGUCUACGAGAGCAGCUCGGAAAAUGAUGGAUGAAGUUGGAGAUUGCGGUCUGGUCGUUAAUGAGCGAAAGCUAUCUUUUGAGUCCAGACUAAGUGAAAGUGAACAUCCGAUUGUAAAUGCUGGAGUUGUUGAAUCAGAACAAGUCACUGAAGAAGAACAUGGAGAAGAAAACGAUGAUGUGGAUGACAAUGAAGAAGAUGAAGAUGACUGUGAUUAUGAGGAUGAAGUGGCCACAGAAAGGCUGCCAGAUCCCUGGACUCCCGAGGAAGUGCGCAUGUUAAAGGAAGCCUAUCAUUAUCUGGUAAAAGUUGGUAAACGCAGACCAUGGAAGGAUAUGUUGGAAUAUGGACAUAAUGUCUUCCAUGAUGGUCGUACCAAUGAAGAUUUAAGGUCCAAGUGGAAGCGGCUGAUGAAAGCUGGUAAAUGGGACAACAAUGAACCAUAAUAUGGACGUGAAGGUAGAGAAUUGGCACAGCAUUGGUGUUAUCGAGUUUAUUUGGGUUUGGAGGCAGAUGAGAGGACUGAAAUGUUUUGGAACUUUCUGUUUGCUUAAUAGCCUGUCUUGUAAAUUUGUGAAUGGGACUGAAAACAUAUGGGCUGACACAACGGCCUGUAUAGUGAUAUAAUUUUGUACACAGUGACCUGCUUUUGUAGUCCCCCAGUCCUGCGCAGGCAUUGUAAGGUAAAUCCUCUCUUUUUGAUGACCUUAUUUUGUAAUCCUCCUCCUGGGGUAUGUAAUUCUCCUUGGCUUAAUUACAGAGAAAUCAUAACAACAGUAGUAGUGUAUGUAGUAGGUGUCUGGCAAGUGGAAUUGGUCAGAACUACUCAGUUUUUUGAUUGCUUUGGGGUUCCAAGUUCCAACCUGUAAAAGUCUGGUAAAAUUGUAUUCCAGUUUACUAGUGAUUCCCUGGUGUUAAGUAAGACAGGGAAGGCAAUUUCCACGAAAGAAAUUAAUUUGAGAGGGGAAGGGAGGGGUGUUUGGAGAGGUCCAUACAUUGUGGAUGUUACGAUGCAGUGAAAAGGGAACAAGAACAAAAGAAACGAGCCUUAGUUUGGAUGUCUUAUAUACAAUACAGAUUACUCUCCAAGGAAUUUCAGGCAGCAGUCUCUUUGUUGAGGAUUUGAAUCAGCUCCUGCUAUUGGAAAUUUAGAGCAUGUU
Papaver somniferum (opium poppy) is the source of this 3358-nucleotide messenger RNA. RefSeq lists its product as uncharacterized. Gene Ontology annotation, cellular component: nucleus. Gene Ontology annotation, biological process: mRNA splicing, via spliceosome. Bases 1865 to 2644 code for a protein of 259 amino acids. Gene Ontology annotation, molecular function: RNA binding. NCBI's taxonomy places the organism in Eukaryota, Viridiplantae, Streptophyta, Magnoliopsida, Ranunculales, Papaveraceae. The record is from RefSeq and is a predicted model, not a curated record. The transcript has 15 exons.